This is a messenger RNA of Microthlaspi erraticum, 1956 nucleotides long. The record is from the annotation of a GenBank genome assembly. Lineage: Eukaryota; Viridiplantae; Streptophyta; Magnoliopsida; Brassicales; Brassicaceae.
AUGGCAAGAGUAGUAGAGCUACCAGUUCACACCCAUCCUUUGUUACCUUUUACUCGCUUCUCUUUUGGAACAUGUAGAGGGUGUCGGUCUUUCAGCAUGAUUUACGGAGGCUACCGCUGCAACGAGAUAGAAUGUGAUAACAUGUUUCAUAAAGAAUGUGCCGAGUCUUCCCCGGAAAUCAACCACUCUUCUCAUCCCGACCAUCCUCUCAAACUGACCUUCCUAGAUUUCCAAUCAUCUUCUUGUAGCAUAUGUCAAGAUUCGCUUGAAGCUGGUUACUCUUGCUCAGAAUGUGAUUUCAAGCUGGAUUUGGUUUGUGCGACCAAACCACCACCGCUUGUUAUACUUGAAAAGUCCAACGUUCACAAGCAUCCGCUUCAAUUCUCCCACGGAACCAAGUUGGACGAUACAUCCUCCUAUAGAGAGUGCAAAGUGUGCACCACUCGGGUUUUUGGCGGACAAAAAAUUUAUGAAUGUCGUCAGUGCGAGUUUAUCUACCAUGUGGAAUGUGUGAAACUAUUUCCAGAAGCAUAUCACACUUCCCACCCGGAACACCCGCUCAAGUACCUUAAAUGUGAUGAAGCACCUGACUACGCCAACAAGGGAUGCCUUCUUUGUGGGGUGGUGUUUAAACAACAACUACACCAUUGUGAAGUUUGUAACGUCAGCAUAUGCUAUAUGUGUAUGAUUGACCCACCACCACUUGCCGUUGUAAGCCCGACGACCCAUGAACAUCAACUUCAUCUUAUUCCAAGGCGUAUGAUCUUUACAUGCAAUGCUUGCGGGACACAAGGUGAUCGAAGCCCUUAUUUUUGUCUUGAGUGCAACUUUAUGAUUCAUCGAGAUUGUAUCGAUUUGCCACGCGUUAUAAACAUCAACCGCCACGAUCAUCGCAUUUCUUACACCCGUCGCCUUGGACAUGGAGAGUGGAAAUGCGGAGUUUGUCGUCGCAAAGUGGAUGAGUUCUACGGUGGUUAUUCUUGCUCAAAAUGCUCUGGUUACGUUGUUCAUUCAGGAUGUGCAACGAGAAGUGAUGUAUGGGACAAGAUCGAACUAGAAGGAACACCGGAGGAGCCUGAGGAAAUUGCGCCGUUCGUGGUGAUUGACGAUAACACGAUCAAACAUUUUAGCCAUGAUCAUCACUUACAUAUCAACAAGGACGGUCCAAGUCUGCAUGAAAAUACAUUAUGCAAGGCAUGUGCUUUCCAGAUUUGUUCGGAAUCAUCCUACAGUUGCGGCCAAUGUGACUUCAUUCUCCACGAAAAAUGUGCUAACCUUCCUCGAAGAAAACGACAUGCGUGUCAGGUCCAUCCACUCUCACUGAAAACGGAUUAUGAAGAAGCUUCUACCUGCAUUCUUUGUCAUAACCUGUUCACCGGUUUCAGGUACCAGUAUGAUUAUUUAAACAUUAUAGAUGUACGAUGUGGUUCAGUUUUAGAACCAUUUGUACACAAAAGUCAUCCACAUCCUUUGUACUACGCUAGAAAUAAAUCUACAUGUAGCGAAUGUGGAAAAGAGGGAUACUGGAACUUAAGUUGUGAUGAGUGUGACUUUAGCUUGGACUUCAAGUGUGCUCUUUUACCUCCAACGGUAAUGAAGCAUAGGUAUGACGAUCAUCCUCUGUUCUUGUCUUGUGGUGAAAGCUGUGUGGAUGGCGAAUAUUGGUGUGAAGCAUGUGAAACAAAAGUGAACCCGAAAAAAUGGUUCUAUACAUGUAAUGAUUGUGGUGUCAUACUGCACAUUGCCUGCAUUUUUGGAGAGUUCUCAUAUCUUCUGCCAGGUUCAGCAAUUAGCCUUGAUGAACAAGUGGUUAUACCCAACACCUCUAUAUGUAGACUACUUUGCUUUGUGUGUAACUCUAGAUGCAUGCUUCCUUCUUUUCUCAAGUAUUCUGAGGGCGGAGUUGAUGUACAAGUUUGUUCUUACAAAUGUCUCGAUAAAUAUGUAUUUCACUAG